UGCCCCAAAGAGUUUCCAAGGAGCGCCUGGUAGAUUCGAACUGCUGACCUUUUGGUUAGCAGCCACAGCACUUAACCACUAUGCCACCUGCGUUUCUGUCCCAAAUGUAAAAAUUUUGAAAAUGUUAACAUCUAAAGAAGCAUAUUCUAUGGGAUGAGAAAUUUAAGACUUGAGAAUGUAUUUCAAUGCUACAGAGGCAGGUUCACCAAAUCAAAUAGCCCUAAUCUUGACUCAGCCUUUUACUUACAUGAAAUCUCACACUGAAAAUCCUACAAAUACAGAGGCUCCAAGCAUUCUACCUCAAAGAAAGAAUAAGCCUAUAGAAGAAAAAGCUCUGGACUAUUCAUUUCAAAGACUUAACUACUUGCAUUAAGCAUAUUUUACACUAAAGUCCCUAAGGUUCCUUUCCGCUGAAAUCGUCCUUAAUUCUCUGAGUAACUGUACCAGACUAUCCUUAGAACUUGAGUAAUUAAAAACAGAAUCUGAAUGAGCAAGAGAAUUCAAAAUUAAAGUUAUCCUCAUUAAGUCUAAUUAAACAGUACAGACAGAAAAAUGGCAGCAGAAUAAAGCAUUCUGAAUUAGGGACAGGGAGAAUAUAAUGAGUAGUUUGCAUACUCAAUUGACCUCAAGAAGGAAGCACAAAAUUCAAUGUAAGCUGGAGUUUGGGAUAUAGCUGAAAAUAUUUGUCUCUCAGGUAGGAACUGGCCCACCCAAACGGAAGCAAAACUUCGGCUUCUACCCCAAUGCCGUCGGGUCGAUUUCGACUCACAGCGACCCUACAGGACAGAGUAGAACUGCCCCACAGUUUCCAAAGAGCGCCGGGUGGAGUCGAACUGCCAACCUUUUGGUUAGCAGCCGUAUCACUUAACCACUACGCCACCAGUGUUUCCUUUGGCUUCUAUUAACGCUAUAAUCCAACUACCUGAAGUAACCGACCAACUGCACGAAAACACCUGUCAAUAACAAGGUGAAUUUCCAAAUUUUCAAGUGAAUUCUCCCUUGCUGGCAGUUUUUCUGCUUUCUAUCCUAAAAGGAAAUUCAUUUACUCAACUCCGCGAAAUGGUUACAUAUCUCACCCCCCCUAUCUUGUGACUCCAGCACUUCCAGUCCAAACAAAAGCCCUCGUUUUUAUUCUCGCCACCAGUAAAGGGCUGUAGCUGUUUGCAGGGCAUCCCGCAGGCACCUACUUAAACUCUCGCCUCAAACAAUACCGUGGUAUCACCGUGACGGACACUUGAUAUUUAAUUAGUCCUCGACUGAAACUGAUAUCAUCGGGAGCCGGUGAAAAGAAGCUUGAACGCCCUGCGGAGAGCCUCGGCGACAGGAGGAUGGCAGUGCGGACUGGCACCUCCUCGGCAUGGGACACGGGAGAAGUCACGCCGGCCACUCGCUGAAGGACAGGGAGACAGCUCCCGGCGCACUAGGGAAGUUGGCUUUGGCAGGGGCCGCGGCUUAACCCUUGCUGCCCAAGAGCCAGGAUCGACACCGCCCUCGCCGAGGGCAAAACCGGCUGCCAACUUUCCCGCUGUCCCCUCCUCUGCGCACAGCACCCCAAACUUUGCCGUUCGUCCGCCAGCCCACCCGGCCGCACCCGAGCGCCCCCCCCACCCCCGGCCGGCGGAGGAGCUGACCUUCAAAGAUAGCCCCCGGCCAUGUGCGACCACUGCCCGACCGCCGAGUCUCCAGGCACCUCCCACAGUCCCCCUCCGCCGCCCCCAACCCUCGCGCGAAAUUGGUGGUGGGGGCGACUGCAGCCCGACCCCGCGUAUCCCGAUUACCCACGACCCUCUGGGCCAGAGCGAGCCCCCGCCCUGGCGCCUCGGGCCGCUCACUCACCAUUGGUAAACGGCUCCAUUUUCCCCCCACCGCGGCUCCUUGCACCUGGAGCGCCCAAGCUUCCUACUCUGCGAGCUGAGGCGGCCCUGCUGACUGAGCAUGCCCAGCGCGGCCGCCGAGGGCUGCCGGGGAGGUGCCGCGAGGGGCAGCGCCGCUCCACGAAACCUCCACUCCGGGUUUUCGCGGCGGCUGCAGAAAAAGACAGUGAGGCUUGAGGCAAAAGCGCGGCUCACGCUGGGGCCGACUUCGGGGAAAGGCGGGGGAGGAGAA
Molecule: messenger RNA, 2106 nt
Organism: Loxodonta africana (African savanna elephant)
Lineage: Eukaryota; Metazoa; Chordata; Mammalia; Proboscidea; Elephantidae
Exons: 2
Coding region: 1653-2051 (132 amino acids)
Source: RefSeq, a predicted model, not a curated record